AUGGUGUCACCAGAGCAGUCCCAGUAUCAAAAUUUCUCAAUGGCCAAGCACGGUGGUCGGAGCAAAAAUACUUCCUUUUCUGACACUCUUCUUUUCGCCGGCGGAGCUCUGGUGGUUUUUUUGGUCGUUUGGGCUUUCUGGUCCUUUUUCAGUCCAAUCCCAACUUCAGCUCCUAGUUUCUCUUACGACUCAUUUACCGAACGUAAAUCGGCAGGUUUAGAGAGUCUAUCCGCCUCAACUUUGAAUAGCUGCGCCGAUGGUGCUUCGGGUUUUGACAUGGUCCAUGACCCACCCGACCCGAAUUUUUACGACGACCGGAAGUUGAGCUACAGUAUAGAUGCUCCGCCCGUUAAGAACUGGGAUGAAAAAAGAAUGGAAUGGCUUAAGCAACACCCGUCAUUCGCCGCCGGAGUAGAAAAUCGGAUUCUAAUGGUCACUGGCUCCCAAGCCACGCCGUGUAAGAAUCCCAUCGGCGAUUAUUUGCUGUUGAAACUCUUCAAGAACAAGGUUGAUUACUGCAGACGCCAUGGAAUUGAAAUUUUCUACAACAAUGUGCUGUUCCAACCCAAGAUGUUUUCAUUUUGGGCCAAAACGCCCACUGUUAAGGCUGCAAUGCUGGCCCACCCGGAGGCUGAGUGGAUCUGGUGGGUGGAUUCCGAUGCCGCCUUGACCGACAUGGACUUCAAGCUUCCACUAGGCCGGUACAAGGCCCAUAAUCUAGUGAUCCAUGGAUGGCCCAAGUUGAUCUACGAGAAGAAUAGCUGGACUAGCAUCAAUGCAGGUGUGUUCUUGAUUAGAAAUUGCCAAUGGGCCAUGGACUUCAUGGAUGUGUGGGCCAGUAUGGGCCCACAGGCCCCUGGCUAUGAUAGAUGGGGUGAAAUUUUGAGCACAACUUUCAAAGAUAAGAUUUUCCCAGAAUCCGACGAUCAAUCAGGUUUAAUUUAUUUAUUAUUAAAAGAAAAAGAAAAAUGGGGAAAUAAAAUUUACGUGGAGGGUGAAUAUUACUUUGAGGGGUAUUGGAUGGAAAUUGUUGGUAGACUUGAUAAUAUUACAGAAAGGUACAAUGAAAUUGAGAAGAGGGUGCGCAGGUUAAGGAGGCGCCAUGCUGAGAAGGUGAGUGAGAGUAAUAUUCCGGUGUGGGAGGAGUACCUAAAGGAUGCUGGGUUUGGGCGAGAGGGUUGGCGCAGACCGUUCAUCACACACUUCACUGGGUGUCAACCCUGCAGUGGGGACCACAACAAGAUGUAUUCUGGUCAGACUUGCUUUGAUGCCAUGCAGAAGGCUUUGGCUUUUGCUGAUAAUCAGGUGCUUAGGAAUUAUGGGUUUAUGCACCCGGAUCUACUGGAUCCUUCCACAGUGAAUCCUGUGCUGUUCGAUUAUCCUGCAUGA
This is a messenger RNA of Fraxinus pennsylvanica, 1389 nucleotides long. NCBI's taxonomy places the organism in Eukaryota, Viridiplantae, Streptophyta, Magnoliopsida, Lamiales, Oleaceae. The record is from the annotation of a GenBank genome assembly.